UUUUAUUCCUUGACAAUUCAGCUGGCAUCUGGGCAGUUUGUUGUGUUUGUGGUUCGACUCUGUAUCCAAAAGCCUCGGGAUGAACCUGGAACAAUUUCCAGCAGCCUUGCAGGUCAAAAAUGAUCAACUGAUGCAUGAAAAUGAUCAUCUGCAGACUAUGGUGAGGUUGCUUCAGGAAAACAGUGAUCUGAAAGCCAGGCUGCAAGGCACCACUGACGACUCAGUGGCUGGUUUGACAGGAAUUAAACCCUCAGGCCUGUGGCAAAACAACUUUGAUGAGCGACAGUUCAAGAGAAAUCUGCAGCAGACCAGAUCCAAACCGGAGCACAGAACAUCAUCUCCAGUCAACUUCAAGUCUUUCCUUCAAAGUUCGGUGCUCAAAGAUACUGAAGAAGCAGCAGAGCUUCAGAAAAGCCAGGCUGAUGUUCCUCCUCCUGUCAUAGGUUCAACAAGGCUGUUUGGGGAGAUUGCCUAUCAGUUGGAUAGGAGGAUUCUGUCCUAUGUGUUCCAGGCUCAUCAAAGGUUGUAUGGGUUCACACUCCUUAAUAUACCAGAGAAGAUCAUUGAGGUGAGCACACACCCUCUGACAGGGAAGGUGGAUGAAGGCUAUCAGCUCCACCUCACUAAGAGGUAUACAGACCUCAUGGAGGAGCUCAGCCAAUUCGAGUACAAAGCAGCUCUCCACCCUCCUUUCUGUGAAUUUAUUAUCAAUACAUAUGGGAUCUUGAAGGAGAGGCCGAGUAAACACAGCAGCCAAGGGACUGAAUACAACAAUCCAGAUUUUUUGAUGAAGCUCAUAGAAAACAUCGCUCCAAGAAGACUGCAGAAAGACCUGUUGCUGGUGCUCUCUUGUCUCUGCUACAUGGCAGUUAAGGACAAGAAGCCCCUCCUUGCAUGGUAGUCAUCAACACAACCUUGGAGAACUUAAACCUUCCUGAAAUAAAUAAGAUGUGGGAAA
This is a messenger RNA of Girardinichthys multiradiatus, 958 nucleotides long. Its product is annotated as speriolin-like protein. The record is from RefSeq and is a predicted model, not a curated record. Lineage: Eukaryota; Metazoa; Chordata; Actinopteri; Cyprinodontiformes; Goodeidae. The transcript has 4 exons. The coding region runs from base 80 to 901 and encodes 273 amino acids.